AAGAGGAGGACAGAGCAGAGUCUCCAGGAUCCAGCUGUCUGUCUAUGAAGAGGGGCCGGUCCAAAGCGGAUCCUCCAGGCUUCAGUGAUGAACCUGGACCCUCAGACACAAAACUGACUGAAGUCCAGAAGAUGAGUGUUUGUGUGGAGGAAGAGGAGGACAGAGCAGAGUCUCCAGGAUCCAGCUGUCUGUCUCUGAAGAGUGACCGGUCCAAAGGAAAACCUCCAACCUUCAGUAAUGAACCUGGACCCUCAGACACAAAUGAGUGGUGGUCUGCAGGAGGUUUUAGAUGAACAUAAGAUCAGUCUGAGGAGAAGAUGUGAACGUGUGACUGAAGGAAGUGAUGAAACAGGAAGUGGAACCCUCCUCAACAGGAUCUACACUGAGCUCUACAUCACAGAGGGACAGGGUGAAGAGGUUAAUACCCAACAUGAGGUGAGGCAGCUUGAGACAGCUUCCAAGAUGGAGACCCUCCAUGACACUCCAAUCAAGUGCCACGACAUCUUUAAAGCCUUACCCGGCCAACAGGGACACAUCAGAGUCGUUCUGACAAACGGCGUCGCUGGCGUUGGAAAAACCUUCUCGGUGCAGAAGUUCACUCUGGACUGGGCAGAGGGCUUGGAAAACCAAGACGUCAGUCUGCUGAUUCUGCUUUCGUUCAGGGAGCUGAACUUGAUCAGAGAUGAGCGGUGCAGUCUUCUCCAGCUGCUCCAUGUUUUCCAUCCAACAUUACAGAAGGUCACAGCAGAGAAGCUCGCUGUCUGUAAACUUCUGUUCAUCUUUGACGGCCUGGAUGAAAGCAGACUUUCACUGGAUUUCCACAACAAUGAGGUCAUGUCUGAUGUCACACAGAAGUCAUCAGUCAACGUGCUGCUGACAAACCUCAUCGAGGGGAAUCUGCUUCCCUCGGCUCUCGUCUGGAUCACUUCCCGACCUGCAGCAGCCAAUGAGAUCCCUCCUUCAUGUGUUGGCAGGGUAACAGAAGUACGAGGCUUCACUGACACCCAGAAGGAGGAGUACUUCAGGAGGAGAUUCAGUGAUGAAGAGCUGUCCAGCAGAAUCAUCUCGCACAUCAAGACAUCCAGGAGCCUCCACAUCAUGUGUCUGAUCCCAGUCUUCUGCUGGAUCACUGCUACAGUUCUGGAGCACACGUUGACUACAGACCAGAGAGGAGAGCUGCCCAAGACCCUGACUGACCUGUACUCACACUUCCUGCUGGUCCAGACAAAGAGGAAGAAGCAGAAGUAUAAGGGUCAUGAGACGAGUCCACAGGAGCUGACGAAGGCUGAUAGGAAGGUUCUUCUGAAGCUCGGGAGGCUGGCGUUUGAACAGCUGGAGGAAGGAAACAUCAUGUUCUACCAAGAAGAGCUGGAGCAGUGUGGUCUGGAUGUCUCAGAGGCCUCGGUGUACUCAGGAGUCUGUACAGAGAUCUUCAAAAGAGAGAGUGUGAUCUUCCAGAAAACAGUCUACUGCUUUGUUCAUCUGAGCGUUCAGGAGUUUCUGGCUGCCGUCUACAUGUUCUACUGUUACACCAACAGGAACAGAAAGGUACUGAAGGCGUUUCUGGAAGAUGAUGAUGACGACAGGGACUCAAACCCAAAGUCUUUUCUCAAAAAGAUUUUUAAGACUUUUGGAAACAAUGAUAGCCCAUCCCUGGAUGUCUUCAUGAGGAGAGCCAUGGUGAAAUCUCUCCAAAGUCAAAAUGGCCACCUGGACCUGUUUGUUCGCUUCCUUCAUGGCCUCUCUCUGGAGUCCAACCAGAGACUCCUAGGCGGCCUGCUGGGUCGGACAAAGAACAGUCGAAAAAUCACACAGAGAGCCAUCAACAACCUGAAGGAGAUGAACAGUGAUGAGAUCUCUCCUUACAGAAGCAUCAACAUCUUCCACUGUCUGAUGGAGAUGAACGACCACUCAGUACAUCAGGAGAUCCAAGAGUUCCUGAAGUCAGAGAACAGAUCAGAGAAGAAACUCUCUGUGUUCCACUGCUCAGCUCUGGCCUACAUGCUGCAGAUGUCAGAGGAGGUUCUGGAUAAGUUGGACCUGAAGAAGUACAAGACAUCAGCGGAGGGACGACGGAGACUGAUUCCAGCUGUGAGGAACUGCAGAAAGGCUGUGUAA
This is a messenger RNA of Siniperca chuatsi (mandarin fish), 2118 nucleotides long. RefSeq names its product NLR family CARD domain-containing protein 3-like. Bases 238 to 2118 code for a protein of 626 amino acids. Lineage: Eukaryota; Metazoa; Chordata; Actinopteri; Centrarchiformes; Sinipercidae. The transcript is spliced from 3 exons. The record is from RefSeq and is a predicted model, not a curated record.